Dichotomopilus funicola is the source of this 2529-nucleotide messenger RNA. Its product is annotated as adaptin N terminal region-domain-containing protein. The record is from RefSeq and is a predicted model, not a curated record. Gene Ontology annotation, cellular component: membrane coat; Golgi apparatus; AP-1 adaptor complex. The transcript has 5 exons. Gene Ontology annotation, molecular function: clathrin-cargo adaptor activity. Gene Ontology annotation, biological process: Golgi to vacuole transport; intracellular protein transport. Bases 1 to 2529 code for a protein of 842 amino acids. NCBI's taxonomy places the organism in Eukaryota, Fungi, Ascomycota, Sordariomycetes, Sordariales, Chaetomiaceae.
AUGAGCUCCCUCAAGCAGUUCAUCCGCAACGUGCGUGCCGCGAAGACCAUAGCCGAUGAGCGAGCUGUUAUCCAAAAGGAAAGCGCAUCGAUUCGCGCCAGUUUCCGGGAGGAGAGCGCAGACCACAGCGUCAGGCGGAACAAUGUUGCAAAACUCCUCUAUCUCUUUACGCUCGGUGAGCGGACACAUUUCGGUCAGAUCGAGUGCCUCAAGUUGCUUGCUUCUCCCCGCUUCGCCGAUAAGCGGCUAGGACAUCUUGCCACGAGCUUGCUUCUUGACGAAAACCAAGAGGUCCUGACUCUCGUGACCAACUCACUCAAAAAUGAUUUAUCACACUCGAACCAAUACGUCGUCGGCCUCGCCCUUUGCACCCUCGGCAACAUCGCUUCCAUCGAAAUGUCGAGAGAUCUGUUCCCCGAGAUCGAGAACCUCGUGUCCACCGCGAACCCUUACAUUCGACGGAAGGCUGCUUUAUGUGCCAUGCGGAUAUGCAGGAAGGUCCCAGACCUGCAGGAGCAUUUCAUCGAUAAGGCGUCACAAUUGCUGUCGGACAGGAACCAUGGCGUACUGCUGUGCGGGCUCACCCUAGUCACCAGCCUGUGCGAGGCCGAAGAGCUCGAAGGUGGGGAAGACGGCAUUAUUGAGAAAUUCAAGCAAUUCGUCCCCGUCCUCGUAAGGACAUUAAAGGGGCUGGCGUCGUCUGGUUAUGCCCCGGAGCACGACGUCACCGGCAUCACAGAUCCAUUUGUACAGGUCAAACUUCUACGGCUGCUCCGGGUUCUAGCGCUUGGCGACGCCCAAGUCACGGAACAGAUCAAUGAUAUCCUGGCCCAGGUUGCGACCAAUACCGACUCGUCCAAGAACGUUGGCAACUCGAUUCUCUACGAGGCCGUGCGGACCAUCCUGGAUAUUGAGGCGGACUCGGGCCUGCGCGUUCUUGGUGUCAAUAUCCUUGGCAAGUUUCUGACCAACAAGGAUAACAACAUCCGCUACGUUGCCUUGAACACCCUGGUCAAGGUCGUGGCUAUCGACACCAAUGCCGUACAAAGACACCGAAAUACGAUUUUGGAGUGUCUGAGGGACCCGGAUAUUAGCAUCAGGCGUCGAGCCCUGGACCUUAGCUUUACCCUCAUCAACGAGAGUAAUGUGCGGGUGCUCAUCCGGGAGCUGCUUGCCUUCCUCGAGGUGGCCGAUAACGAAUUCAAGCCGACCAUGACCAGCCAGAUUGGCAUUGCUGCGGAUCGGUAUGCCCCGAACAAGCGGUGGCACUUUGACACCAUGCUGCGCGUCGUCACGUUAGCCGGUAAUUACGUCAAGGAGCCGAUUCUCUCAUCCUUCGUCCGUCUCAUCGCUACCACCACCGAACUUCAAACAUAUGCUGUGCAAAAGCUCUACGCAAACCUCAAGAAGGAUAUCACUCAGGAGAGUCUGACACAAGCAGGCGCCUGGUGCAUCGGCGAGUAUGGCGAGGCCCUUCUUCGGGGCGGUCAAUAUGAAGAGGAGGAACUGGUCACGGAGGUAAAGGAGCACGAGGUUGUUGACCUAUUUUCGACGAUCCUGAACAGUAACUACGCCAGCCAAGUCACGACCGAGUACCUCAUCACAGCACUGGUGAAACUUACAACGAGGUUAUCGGAUGCUGCCCAGGUCGAGAGGAUACGUCGCAUCCUCCAAAACCAGCAGACAAGCUUGGACGUGGAAGUUCAGCAACGUGCCGUCGAGUUUGGUAACCUGUUCUCGCACGACCAGAUCCGCCGGGGCGUACUAGAGAAGAUGCCGCCGCCUCAGAUCAAGGAAGAGUCGCGUGUGUUGGGUGAGGCGGCUAAGAAGACUACCAAGGCAGCAAACCGCAAGUCCAAAGCGGUCAAGCCAAAGGAGGAGGACCUUCUCUUCGACCUCAUGGGCGACAGUAGCGGGCCAGCGCCAGCACCGACAAAUGGGGCAGGGAACGCCGAUUUGCUGGCCGAUAUCCUCGGCGGCAGCUCCACCUCACCCGGUCCCGCGGCCGGCGCACCGCCUCCCGGCCAAUCCAACGUAGCAUCCAUCAUGGACCUGUUUUCCCAGGGACCCGUUUCUACACCAUCACCGGCCCAGAGCGCACCCGCCUCGCACCCACCGUCAAGCGCCGAUCUCUUUUCCACAGCAGCCUCGCCUCCUCCCCAAGCAGCCCCCGCUGCCGCUGCCGCUCCCGCGCCCGCGGGCCAUCCCGUCUACGACACCAAUGGCCUGAACAUCACGAUCCAAACGCAAAGAAACGCCGAAGGCACGAUCCAAGCCACGGCCCGAUUCCGUAACUCGUCGCCCGCGGGCGGGCUGUCUAACGUCGGACUCCAGGCGGCCGUGCCCAAGACGCAGAAGCUGCAGUUGUUGAGCAUUUCGUCAACCGAUAUUGGGCAAGGGGCUGAGGCCACGCAGUUGAUGAGGGUUGCUGGGUGCAAAGGGCCUCUGCGAUUACGUCUCAGGAUAGGGUAUUCGCACCCGACGGCUGGACAGGUGAUGGAUGUGGUCAACUGGACGGAGCCGUCGUGA